This is a messenger RNA of Tarenaya hassleriana, 3980 nucleotides long. Its product is annotated as TMV resistance protein N-like. Gene Ontology annotation, biological process: defense response; signal transduction. The transcript has 8 exons. NCBI's taxonomy places the organism in Eukaryota, Viridiplantae, Streptophyta, Magnoliopsida, Brassicales, Cleomaceae. Bases 217 to 3696 code for a protein of 1159 amino acids. The record is from RefSeq and is a predicted model, not a curated record. Gene Ontology annotation, molecular function: ADP binding.
UUCUUCGCCGGCAUUUGACACUUGUUUGCUUCUCUUACAUCUAUCAUGAGUCAUCUGAAAAUUCCCUUUAAGACCAAAUCUGAUCUUUCCGACAGUAGAGUUCUGUAAUUAGGGCACGGUUCUGGUGUUAUGAUCUGAGCUUGCAUUGAUCUCCUGAAGAAGAAGCUCGUUUCGAGAGAUUUCGGUUAAACUUCCGUGUCAGAUAUAGGUGAAAUCAUGGAACGGAUUCAAGAACGGUGGAGCUACGACGUGUUUUUGAGCUUCCAUGGAUCCGAUACGCGGAAGAACUUUACAGAUCAUCUUUAUUAUGCUCUGACGGAUAACGGUAUACACACGUUCAGGGACGAUGUAGCAUUGCCGAGAGGAGAAAACAUCGUCUUAAAGCUUCGAGAAGCCAUCGAGACAUCCAGAAUUCUCAUCGUCGUCUUGUCCAAGAACUAUGCGUCAUCUCCAUGGUGUCUUGAAGAGCUUCUGUGCAUUAUGAACUGCUGCAGAUGUAACUCCAGACAAAUGGUUCUUCCGAUUUUUCACGACGUUCAUCCGUCGGAUAUCCGGAGACAGAUAGGGACAGUUGCUGAAGCGUUUUUGAAACACGAAACCCGAAACCCGUCGAACAAGGUGCAGAGUUGGAGAGUAGCUUUGAGAGACGUCGCGAAUUUGUCCGGGUGGCAUUUGAGUGACCGGUACGAAGCAGAAUGCAUCAAAGAAAUUGCUAGAGAGAUUCUUCAAAAGUUGGACAGUUCAUACCUGCGUGUAGCAUCAUAUGAUGUCGGAAUAAGAUCGCGUCUGCAUCAUUUUUUUCAACUCAUGAGCAUCGGGUCUGACGAUGUCCAAGUUAUAGGAAUCUGCGGGAUGGGCGGGCUUGGUAAAACAACGAUAGCCAAGGCCGUGUAUAAUGAACUCUCGCAUCUUUUCGAAGGAAAAAGUUUCUUACAUAACUUCAGAGAGCAUUUCGUUACACCCGAAGGGAAAUUCCAUCUGCAGGAACAACUUCUUUCCGACAUCUUGAAGAGAAGCGACACAGCGGUCAAAGGCACCAUUAACGCGUUAAAAGGAAGAUUCCGCCAGAAAAGGGUACUCGUUAUAAUCGACGAUGUUGAAGACUUGAGCCAGCUUAACUCAACAGCAAUAGAGGUGAGCUGGUUCGGUCCAGGAAGCAGAAUAAUCAUUACAACUAGAAACAGGCAUUUACUGAAGCAGCUUGGGGUCGAAAGAAUGUAUUUACCCGAGGAACUUACCGGAGGUGAAUCCCUCGAGCUUUUCAGCUGGCAUGCCUUCGGGAAAAAACAACCGCCUGAAGAGUUUUCCGGGCUCUCGGGAAAUAUAGUUGAAUACUGUGGAGGACUACCCUUAGCUGUAGAAGUCUUGGGUGCUUUUCUGUCCAAGAGAACCAUUAGAGAGUGGAAAAGUACUUUGGCAUUGCUGAAACAACAACCCGACGAUAAAAUUCAAGAAAAACUUCGAAUCAGCUUCGACGGACUGAGCAGUGUACAGAAGGAUAUAUUCUUGGACGUCGCCUGCUUUUUCAUCGGAAUGGAUAAAGACUAUGCGAGUUAUAUAUUAGAUGGAUGCGGGUUAUGUCCCGACAUAGGACUCAGUGUUCUAAUGGAUAGGUUUCUCAUUACAGUCCACGACGACAAGCUAAUGAUGCAUGACUUGAUACGAGACAUGGGGAGGCAUAUUGUCCGAGAAAAAUCUCCCAAGAACUGCGGAAAACGUAGUCGAGUGUGGGAACCGGAUGAUGCUUUUGAUAUAUUGACGAAAUAUUCGGGGACAGAAGAAGUGGAAGGACUCAGCCUGAACGCUCAGGCUCUGGAUACCAAGAUCUUGGAUGCUAGAGCGUUCUUGAAUUUGCCCGAGUUGAGAUUGUUACAACUCGGUAAUGUACAAAUCAUAGGAAGCUAUGAGAAUUUUCCGAAAGGUUUACGGUGGCUUUGUUGGCACAAGUUUCCCUUGGAGAUCGUACCGGAAAACUUUUAUUUACGAGCCUUAGUUGUCAUGGACAUGCAGUACAGCAACCUGAGACGGCUUUGGAGUGCUAAGGGGGCUCAGCACCUUAAAAAGCUAAAAUACCUUGAUCUCAGCCAUUCCUUUUAUCUCACAGAGACUCCAGACUUCUCUUAUCUCCCGAACCUCGAGAAGAUCCUAUUGGUGGAUUGCAGAAGCUUGGUUUUGAUUCACAGUUCCAUCGGGAUUCUUCACGAAAAACUCGUAUUCUUGAAUUUGAAUGGUUGCAUUCGGCUUGAGGGCCUCCCUUCAGAGCUUUACCAGCUGAAAUCUCUGGAGACUCUCAUUCUCUCAGGUUGCUUAAAACUCAAGAAGUUGGAUGAUGCUUUAGGCGGAAUGGAAGGUUUAACGACUCUUCUUGCAGAUCAUACGGCUAUAAAGAAAGUGCCCUCUUCGAUCAUUCGGCUGAAGAGACUGAAAAGUUUAUCCCUUUGCGGCUGCAAGAGAUCAUGGAAUAAUGGCUAUGCCCAUUUUGGAAGAAGCCCUCUCCCCGUCUCGUUAAUCAGCUUAAACUCUCUCAAGGUUUUACGUCUAAGUUACUGCAGUCUAUCCGAUGAGCUGAUGAACCCUUAUGACAUCCGGAGUUUCCCUUGUCUCGAGGAACUUGACUUACGGGGCAACGAUUUCCAGAAUCUGAAAACCGAUUUUGCGAGAUUUCAGAAUCUCUUGAUUCUCAGAUUGGAUAACUGCUCAAAACUCCAGUCGAUUUAUAGCUUACCCACGAGCUUGAAAUACUUGCAUGCUGCUGACUGCGUAUCUCUGGAAAGAACUCCCGAUCUUUCGGGAUGCUCGUUUCUGCAAGCUCUGUACCUCACCAACUGCGUCAACCUUGUUGAGGCAACCGGUCUGGAUAAACUGAAAACGAUUAGAGUCAUCCGCAUGGAAAUGUGCAAGCGCAUAUCGAAUUCUUUCAAAGAGAGUCUCCUCCAGGGGUGGACUGUGAGGGGCUAUGGAGGAAUUUUUCUUCCAGGAUCAAGACUCCCGAGCUGGUUCAGCUUAAAGGAUGAGACGAAAUCGGUCUCUUUCACAGUUCCUGAAGCUCAUAAUCUUGAUUCCGUAGGGAUGAAGCUAUGCGCGAGUUACACGAGUAAUCUGAACAAUGUCGUGUCUGAAUACUCUCCGACCAUCACAGUGAAGAAUCACACGAAGGGUAGUGUACGGACAUGCAGGACGGAAGAACUUGACGUUCGUAUGUACCGUGAACAACAUCUCUGUCAUGGUCACCUCCCGAACGAUGAUCUGGAUUUUGAACAAGGUGAUCGAGUGGAAGUUGAAGUGGAUUUCGGCGGUCAAGUCACUGUUCUUCAGACAGGGGUUGCUCUUGUCUACGAAGCGAAAGAGUUGUAUACAGAAUCUCUGUGUAGACCACGCAUCGAGUACAACCAUGCAUCAAACGAACAUGGUAUUGUUUCAACAGAAGAAGGCUCCAUUGAUGAAACCAGAGACGAGCAAUUGAAGGAGAAAGAGGCUGAAACUAUGGAGGAUUUCUCUGGAGUGAAUGACUGUGGUGAUUACCCGGAGAUACCAACGGACAGAGCCAUGGGAGAAAACCAUCGAAGACCUCUCAGGAAAAUGAGUGGAGGUGCGAGACUAUUCCUUGGAGCAUUUGGUUUCUUGGCGUUCAUUGUUGCUGUCGGAAAAUAUGGCAUACCUCAGCGGCGGAAAUGUCAGAUGGAGCAGACAAGAUGAACCCUCUCUUUGAAUAAGAGUAUCUCGUUUUCUGCCGCUCAUGCUUGCUCGUCGACUCCCACCGCGCCACGUGUCAUUGGGCGGUCACAAGACGAGUUAUCCCAGAUCCACUUGUCAAACCUCUUCAGAAGGCAGCAACCAAAGACCGGUCUGACGGUGACGGUGACGGUGACGGUGCUACAAAUUUGUAGGGCAUGUAAACUCCAAAUAAAUUGCAAGUUGCAGUGACUGAAACCGAAUCUGGUAAAUUAAAUUUGAGAUAAAGACAAAUUAGAGCAAAUUAA